This is a messenger RNA of Cuscuta europaea, 1167 nucleotides long. NCBI's taxonomy places the organism in Eukaryota, Viridiplantae, Streptophyta, Magnoliopsida, Solanales, Convolvulaceae. The record is from the annotation of a GenBank genome assembly.
CGGACCCAAAAAACAAAUGAAUGUACCGUACCAGUCAUAGAUUUAUUGAAGCAAAGAAAAUAAUAGGUUUAUAAGAUAUUGAAUUGAAAUAGCUAAUGGAUUAAAAUUGAUCUUUUAGUAUUAUUUGGCUUUCUCGAGAUUAUCUUAACCUAACUAAUAAAGGACACAUAUUCUUAUUAAAUGCUACACCCUCUUGGGACUUUGCUUUCUCCACCUGUACAUUGUGCUACUAUUGUUAUACCCUGAUUAUUAAGCAGAUGAAGACGUUAACCGGUCGCUUACUUGCUUCACGCCGUCUAACUUUACCUGUUCAAACCAAAUGGACUCCUUCGGACUGCUUCUUUUUUCCAAUUCCCUUUCUGAAGCUAAACGGCCGUACUCUUCCACCGAUCGUUCCAGAAGUUGUAGCAUCAAUGGGGAUUUCAUUCAAUUCCUAUUCAAUGAUGAAAUUUGAUCAGUUUCAAAUUUUUGCUCAAUCAAAUCUCCGUUUCGGAAUUCUUAAAACUCUUCCUCCCAUCAUUUGACAUGCCCACCGGAAAGGGCUGCGUAUGGUCAGAGCACGCCCCCCGCAUCGAUGGGCUUUGGGCAGAGCUUUCACUUUUGGUCCCUCCUGCAGCCAUUUCUACUCCUCCGACCAAGAUUCUUCCCUUCGCACACGCCGCUUCUUCUCCGGCUUCAAUUAAACCUCUCUGUUCCUUCAUUCAAUCUUCCGUCUCAACACCCCUCUCACUCUCCACUGCUACCGUAGCUACAAGGCCACUCUUCUCCGUCAAUAGCCAGAGCACCGCCGUCCAAUCUGAAUCGGCAUUUUCAUUAACUAGAGGUUCAAGAGAUGUGUGUGUACGAGAUCAACGAGCGAGAUCGUCGGAGCCUGGCGUACCUCCGGCUGAGCUACAACAAAGUGAACUCCCUCAGAGAUUUGAUCCAUGUGUUAUUUGUUCUUCUUUAUAAAAAAAAUCUACAUGACUGUAUGCAACUAAACCUCGAUUUUGUGGUAUAGGUGCUUUUAAUACUUUGCAUAUAAUAUGUUUGAUAAAAUGUUUAGGUGAAGAAAACUAUUAAUCUGAAAACAUUUUGUGUAAUAAUCUCUUAACUUUUGGGUUAGUUUCUUAAUAGCAUGCAUUUGGAUAUGAUAUUCCCUGUCAACGUGGGGAAAACGAAUCAAAG